Messenger RNA from Rhopilema esculentum, 4378 nucleotides. Its product is annotated as RNA helicase Mov10l1. Lineage: Eukaryota; Metazoa; Cnidaria; Scyphozoa; Rhizostomeae; Rhizostomatidae. The record is from RefSeq and is a predicted model, not a curated record. Gene Ontology annotation, molecular function: helicase activity.
GAUUCAGAAUAACAGACGCAGUGAACAGAGGCCGCAUGGGGAAAGAUGGCGCCCGAUCAUAUUUCCAAAGUUAGUAACAUGACAUCCAUGACAUCAUAGUAAAAUCUGGCUGUAAAAUUUUGGCUGAAAGUUCUUGCAGUUUGAUCCCCCGCCCAAAGUCAAAGCAAGAAGUUGCCACUGCCAAAUUGAGUUGUGUUCUAUAAAUAUAAUGCACAAUUAGUGUGAAUGUGAAUUGCAUAAUGUUUGGAUUAUUAUCAAGACUCUAUCACAAUGCUUGUGAUUUUGUUGUUGGAGUUACAAUAAAUGAUGAAGCCUUACCUGCCAGGCCGAUAGCUAAUUCUUUAAAUCAUUCUGAUGCAGAAAAGCCAAAAGAAACAAGUGAUACUGCAACAAAUGCCGAAACCAUUAGAAAAGAAGAUGCUCCUAAUAUCACUGAAGCUAAAGCCACUGAAAAUGAUAUAUCCUUGAGUAAAGCAUUUGAUGGUGUUGUCACAGCCUUGUACAGUGGGAGAGGUCUAAUAGAUGAUCAUAUUUAUUUUUCCCAAGAGACUGUUGUUGGUAAUAUUAAGUUGCAAAUUGGUACAAAAGUGUCUGUUGAGGCAUCCAGAACCAAUGAACAAGGUGGCUGGGUUGCAACAAAGUUGCAAGUAUUUAAUGAAUGGAACACAGAACAAGAAGAAGUAGAAUCUGUGACUGAGAUAAAUGGAAUUAUCACAUACUUCAAAAAUGUUUCAGGACUUAUCAACAAUAAACACUCAUUUUCUAGAGCCUCGUGUCUGAAUAAUUAUUAUCCCAUGGUUAAUGAUUUUGUGUUGUGUAAAAUAAGAAACGCAAAUGGCCUGGAGAAUGAGGUAGUGGCAGUAGAACCUCUGAGAGAGAAGCAAUUUGUUGGAGUGGUAACAAGUAUCAUGAAUAGAUAUGGCUUUAUUGACGAUGACAUUUAUUUUCCAUUUGGGGCCUGCCGAGGCUACACUCCAAAGUUGAGUCAUUGGGUACUUGUGACUGCUAUUGAGUCAAACCAGAGACGUUCACAGUGGAGGGCAAUGAGAGUAGAAAAGUGCACAGAAGAUAUGAAGAAAAAGUUUGGUGGAUCUUCAAGCGAGCUAAAGGACUCUGCUUCAGGUGCAUAUAUGAGAGGACGAGGUUAUGGAUACUAUCAGCGACCUAGAGCCAGCAAUGUCAGAAAUGGCAGGGAACAAAACAUGGUGCUACCAGGCCAGAGACCUACCAGGAAGAAAAAGAUGUUUCUCCCAAAACAUUUGAAAAGCUACGAAGUUCCUCUUGACAUAAAAGACUGCAUUUUAAGUGGAAAACAGUUAGAGGAUGUUGUUCCAGAUGUUGUUUUGCCACUUUCAAUGGAGAAUCAUAGACCAAAGUUAGAUGCAUUAUUAUUUGCUGAAGAAAUUGAAAUGGAAGAAGAAAUGCGAGAGUUUGAUUUAGAGAAGGUAACCCUUCGUCAAAUGGGAGAAUAUCUGGUUUUGGCCGUCCCUGGCCUAGCUGAAGGCAGACCAUCUGUGCUUAUUGGUGAUAAAAUACUUCUUGAUAUAACUGAUUCUCCUCUUAACUCGCCAAGAUAUGAAGGCUGUGUUCACGAGGUGCGAGCAGAAGACGUUUUGUUGAAGUUCAGUCAAAGUUUUCACGACAUAUAUCGAAGUGAAGACUGCGAUGUCCAGUUUUUCUUCAACAGAACAACCAUAAGAAGAUGUCAUCAAGCAGUGGAAUAUGGAGCUGAGCUCGGCAAAGAAGUUCUAUUUCCAACUGUUUUGAAUAAAAAGCCCCCGCUGACACAAAAUGUUCGAUCACGAAGGCAAACAGAACUGGUUUUUUACAACAAACAUUUGAAUCAAAGACAGCAGGCAGCAGUCAGACGAAUAGUUGCAGCUCAAGGUAGACCAACUCCUUACCUUCUUUUUGGUCCACCUGGUACCGGAAAGACGGUGACGCUUGUUGAGGCCAUUCUUCAGAUCAACAAGACGCUGCGCUUCUCCCGUAUACUUGCCUGUGCCCCUUCCAACAGUGCAUCAGAUCUAAUCGCCCAGCGGCUAGUAGAGAGCAAGCAAUUUUCGAAGGGUGAGCUGAUUCGUUUGAAUGCGUUUCAACGAAGUCAGGAAAUCCCUGAAUUGAUUGAAGAUUACUGCACGAAUGACACGGAUGAUAUCAUGCUCACGUGCCGUUAUCGUGUGAUCGUGUGCACCUGUUCCAUGGCCGGGAUUUUAUACUGUGCUGGCUUGCAAUCUGGCCACUUCACGCAUGUUUUUGUUGAUGAAGCAGGACAAUGUACCGAACCAGAGUGUCUAGUGGCAGCUGGUAUGUUGGCUGGGAAUGAAGAUGGACAGAUGGUCUUGGCUGGUGACCCUUUUCAGUUAGGCCCAGUUUUGCAAUCCGGCAUAUCCCUUCGGUUUGGCCUUGGAACAUCGAUGUUGGAAAGGCUGAUCUCGAGGUCACUGUAUGCGCGAAACGAAAUAGAGUUUGCUGACGAUGGCUGCUAUAAUCCUUUACUCGUCACAAAGCUUGUCAAUAAUUACAGGUCCCACGAGUCGCUGCUAAACCUUUCGUCCACGUUGUUCUAUCACGGUGAGCUGCGGCCGUUUGCCAAACCAGAACUGAUCAACUCGUUUAUUGAUGCUGAUUUUCUUCCCAAUAAAAAGUUCCCACUAAUUUUCCAUGGGGUCCGGGGAGAAGACAUGAGAGAAGGGAACAGUCCUUCGUGGUUCAACCCAGCUGAAGUCUUAAAAGUAAUGAAGUAUGUUCAACAUGUAAUCAGCCAGCCUGGCAAAGACGUUUCCCUUGAUGAAAUUGGUAUAAUAACGCCAUACAGAAAACAGGUCGAAAAGAUCAGGCUAGUUUUGGAGAGUGUCAAUUUACAAGGAAUUAAAGUUGGGUCCGUGGAAGAAUUUCAAGGGCAAGAGAGGCAAAUUAUCAUUAUUUCAACGGUCCGUUCAAACGAGUCGUUUGUAACCUUUGAUCAAAGACACGCUCUAGGCUUCCUCAGCAAUCCAAAGAGAUUCAAUGUAGCGAUCACAAGGGCACAAGCAUUGUUAAUCGUCAUUGGAAAUCCACAUAUUCUCUGCCGGGACCCAUACUGGUGCUCAUUGGUUCAGUACAGCGUGGCGAAUUCUGCAUUCACUGGUUGUGAGCUCCCUUCCUUGGUUGACCCUAAUAUAAAGGAUAGUUUCGAUACAGCUCUUACAAUGCUAGGUGUUGCUCCGAAUAAUACAGAUGAAGUACCGGAUAGUGCAAACGUGACCGGGGAAAAAGUAGUACCGGAUUCGUUAGAUGAAAACCGGGAUGAUCCGACUGCUUCAAGGUAUAAUCGGAGUGGCCUAAAAUUUGAUAAUGAAUCUGAAGAUUCUUGGACAUGACAAGAAGCUGGAAGACCUGCUAGUGUAUUAUUAACUGUGAGUGAAUUUUGUGGAUGUCUUGGUGACAAGGCAAUAAACAUAGAACCAAAAUACCGAUAAACAUAAAGAACAUUAAAAGGUUGACAAGUUUUGUACAGAAAUGGUAAGUUAUGCUAUUUCAAAACGCAUAGGUUUUUGUUAGUUAUUAAAAAUCGUUCUGUUUUUGAGCUCUCGUUUGGUUUAUAAACGCAAGCUAGAUUUUUCUAAAUAUGAAGAUAUAAGUUUUUUACUCUAAGUUUUUUAGCCUCUAAGUUUUUAAAAGAAUUUUUUAGGUCUUCAUAAUAUCAUUUAACCCCCUAGACAAGAGUUAUUUUUCAGGCUUUAGUUGAAUAUAAAAUUUAUGGCUACUGGUUUGUAGCAGUUUGUAUGUUGGUUGAUACGCGUUCCAGUCUGAAGUUGAGAAAAUGAAAUUUGAAGGUCAGAGAGUUCCAUUUUAGGCAUUCACGAUGUGCGAUUUCCAUGAUUCUCCUUAUGAUAAAUUUGGUGAUAGGUAUAAACACCCAGCCAUUGUUGUUUUCUCUACCCUAUUUUGCCCCCUAAAUACCCCUACCCUUCAACUAUUUCUCAGAUAUCUACUGAAAACAAAAAUCUCAUUCUAAACUUUCUAAGAAGUUUGCAAACAUUUAUCAACCAAAAAUACCCCGUGUCUGUAGGUAUUUCAUAUUCGUUAAGAAUGCCAAAACGUUUUAGAAAUAAAUAGUUCUACAGUAAUAUUCUACAGUAAGUGCAAGGUUUGAAAUUUUUGAGGGAUUUUUUUAUCUUGAGGAUGGUUUCGUUCGAACUCAAUGUAUUUGAGAUUCGAUAUUUAGAUGUAUAUAUAAAACUAGGUUAAUUAAAAAUAAAUCUAUUUAGUUCAUUAUGAAAUAAAUGUUAUGUUAUAUGAAGAGUUCUUGUAGACAUAGAAUUGGGUUUAGUAUGGUUCAUACGCAAAUGUUGAACUUUAAUUGUUAUGUUAAUGUUUCCAAUUUUCAGAAGAA